Molecule: messenger RNA, 2335 nt
Organism: Homarus americanus (American lobster)
Lineage: Eukaryota; Metazoa; Arthropoda; Malacostraca; Decapoda; Nephropidae
Product: homeobox protein HMX3-B-like
Exons: 3
Coding region: 356-1585 (409 amino acids)
Biological process (GO): regulation of transcription by RNA polymerase II
Cellular component (GO): nucleus
Molecular function (GO): DNA-binding transcription factor activity, RNA polymerase II-specific; RNA polymerase II transcription regulatory region sequence-specific DNA binding
Source: RefSeq, a predicted model, not a curated record
AGCAAUAAGCGCACUUUUUCACCUGCUCUCACCUGUAUCAAGUGCCGCGCCCCGGGACAAGUGUGUCUCUCCCUGUGAACUACCACGGAACAUCUCCCUGCGAUUAUAAACUCAAACACUGAGCUGUGUCAGUUUUACUCGGUGAUAGUUACUGUACUUGUCACAGUUGUAGCUGGACCUGCAGAGUGCUGGUGUGUUGACUUAUUUUAGGCACGAGUUUGUUCAAAGACGUGAGAGCGUAGUGGCGACGGCCCCCGCUGGCCGCCACGUGACAGUGUUUCUUUCUGGCUGUUACCUUCCGCUAUGAGGUGACCUGUGGCGGCGUGACCCCUUGACCCCCACCACCACCACCACCAUGUCGUACGAGGUAGCCAGCGUCAUCACACGAGGCAGUCCCGCCCUGGCCCACAGCAGGUCUCCCUCACCCCUCGGCAGGCGCUCCCCGGCCUCCACCGUGGGGAUGGGCGUGUUGUCGGAGGCUCACAGGACGUCCACUGCCACGCCCGAGGUCUCUAGCACGAGUCCCACGCCCGCCAGGAGCUCCGACAGCGGCGCUUCAUCCCCUAAGACCUCAUCGCCUCCCUCCCAUAAGUCCUUCAGCAUCUCCAGCAUCCUCAGCCGCGACGACCCCAAGAAGGACGCCAACUGUGACUCCCCCUUCUCCUUCGCCCACCAACACGACGCCCUAGCGGCCAGACUAGGGUUGAUGAGCCACAUGUCAGCACUGGCCCGACAUCCCUUUCUCUCACUCUACCCGGAGUUGGGAGGAGUCACCCCUACCUCCCCCAUGACACCCUUAGGGGGAAUGGGUGUACCCCUAGCAGCCAAGUCCCCGUGGUACCCACCCUGGGCCCUGCCACCCCUAGCAGCCUUCGCCUCUGCUAGGGAGAAAGAUACAGGGUCGCCAGCUGGUGGAGGUCCAGGGAGUCCCCUGAGUGAGGCGCCCGUGGAAGUGGUUCGUUCUCGCUCUCCCUCGCCACUCGCCCGUUCACCUUCACCACCCCCCUCGCCACCCUCGCCCUCAUCUAGGGAUGACCACCAUCGGGCGGGGGACGCAGACGGCGUAGGGGGCGUGGGUAGCAGCAGUGGCGGUGCGGCGUCCACGAAUAGCGGAGGCGCGGGAGACGACGCCGACGAAGACCGUAAGCGACGCAAGAAGAAGACGCGGACGGUGUUCUCGAGGUCUCAGGUGUUCCAGCUGGAGAGUACCUUUGACAUGAAGCGCUACCUCUCCUCCUCUGAGCGGGCGGGGCUGGCUGCCUCCCUCCACCUCACAGAGACACAAGUCAAGAUAUGGUUCCAAAAUCGACGCAACAAGUGGAAGAGACAGCUGGCGGCUGAGCUGGAGGCCGCCAACAUGGCCCACGCCGCUCAGCGCCUCGUGCGAGUGCCUAUCUUGUACCACGACGGGUCUACAUCUGAGAACGCCCACACCCCGCCAGCGCCGCCCCAACCCCCAGGCCUUCCCCCACAGCCUACAGCCCUCCCGCCCUACUCCCUCUACUAUCCCCCCGUCAGCUCAGCCUACGCCACUACCGUACAGGCGCCCACACCCGUCAGACCCACCCUCUCCUCCCUCGUGUAAGCACCCCCUCCCUCCCUCCCUCGUCGCCUCCACGACCUUCGGAAAAACAAUCCCCUAAGACCCCUCGCAACUCAUAGUUGGGUCAUACCCCCACAACACCACCUUGACAACAUGGCGGUGUUGUAACAGCGCAAAGAGUGAAUGUGUUUGUUAUAUUUCUGCAUCCCCGCUCCCUGUACUUCUAAGACCUCCUCCUCUCCCUAACUACACCUCCCCACACAACCACGCAAGGAACCACUCAACCGCGACGACAACCAAGUCGAAUAAAGUGAGUCAGAGUAUCUCCACAAAGUGACCAAAGAAACCCAAACUUUUCGGUGGUAGAGAAGGACGACCUUCAUCGUUGGCCAAGACGCUACUCAUGCACAGCGCAGACAAUUACUGACCAAUGGGAACACGCGGCAUCGACGGGCCAGUGACAAUAGCAGUGUGUUUCCGAACUCGCCAAGUGUAUGUGUGUGUGUGUGUGUAUCUACGUCAAGACAGGAAAAGUGAUGUUUGCUAGAUAUUUAUGUUGCCACAAUGUUUAAUUAAACUCUAGUGAUGAUAAAAGUUGUACAAAAUAAUGGAUGUAAAGUGUAAAUAUUGAAUAUAUCUCUAUUUAUUGUUUUCUUUUUCUUAGUCAUUUCUUAUUUUAUUGUUGGUUUCCGACUAACUGGUAAAAGAAUAAUAAUUUUCACCUCAAUUUACAAAACAAAUACAAACAUUUUUCAACCGAAUUUACAUAAAUACAAAAUUAUCAAUUCAGUU